AGCUGUUGGUGGGUAAACCCGUCAAAAGGUACUACGUCUUGUUGGUCUACGCGCUUAGGUAAGCACCUUCAAAUUUGACCCUGUGAGUUCCGUCGCUCUCUCAUCCAUACAUCUCCUCCAGGUUAGUACUGUUCUCCUUGCCUUCUGGAUCUGUUCAUGUGGGGAUCGAGUAGAGACUAGAGACCUACUCACUCCUUUGCCCUGAAACAAAGCAAAGCAGUGAUGUCGGCAGCAUCGUCGCUGCGUGUGCUGCUCCUUGCAGUCCUAAACCUGAUCGUGAUCCCUCGCGUGGUGGCUCCGGCCGUGCUUCCGGUGGCGUUGCGGUGCUACAAUUCCAUGGGCGACGCCGGCAGCUACAGCUACGGAUCUGUAGGCUCCGCCGGCGGCCCCGGCAGCUACAGCUACGGAUCUGUAGGCUUCAGCACGGUCGCCUUCACCAACAGCGGCCGCUACGCCAACACCUACUACGCCAACUACGGUUCUAGCGCAACUAUGGUGGUGAUCGGGUCAAUCCCUGCCGUACUAUGUGUGGUGGCUUUGUUAGUAGGUUUAUUGCAUUGGUUACAGCUCCAGAUAUACAAACAAGUGUAUGCCAAGAUAUCAAUGACUUAUCCAGAAUUGGUGCAUAAAGCAAGUGAAUUUGCGGAUGAAAAACGGAUUGGAGGAAGUGUCAUUAGUGGUGUUCAUAAAGCCGUGGAAGCUAGUAGCUUGUUGAGAAACAAAGCAGCAAUUAUGGCUACGACAUCCUUGCUGCUCCUUGCGAGCAACGCGGAUAGUCGACUCACCUCAAAACCAGGGUGCCAGGAGAGCUGUGGCGGCGUCGACAUCCCUUACCCGUUCGGCAUAGGCCACGGAUGCUUCCGCCCGGGCUUUGAGAUCACCUGCGUCAACAGCAUGCCCAUUCUAGCCAACACCAGCGAUGCUAUACAGGUCCUGAGCCUGUCGGUUACCCCUCGCCCGGAGGUCCGGGUGAUGCUGCCGGUGGCGUACCAGUGCUACAACUCCACCGGCGACCCUAUCAGGUGGAAUUCCGGCUGGGUUGACUUGAACCGGGACGGCAUGUACCGCAUCUCCAACACGGCGAACCAACUCUUCGUCCUUGGCUGCAACACUUUUGCCUACACCAACAGCGGGCUGCGCGGCCGCUACGGCUACACCUACUACACCGGGUGCAUCGCUUAUGCCGACAACUCCGGGAGCGCCAAGGAUGGCGCCUGCGAUGGAGUCGGCUGCUGCCACGUUGACAUUCCGGCGGGGCUGACAGACAACAAGAUGCGGUUCACCAAUGAUGACGAUUGGUCACAUGCCAACCAGGAAUUCUGCCCGUGCGACUACGCCUUCAUCGUGGAGAAGGGGAACUACACAUUCCGGGCGGCCGACCUUCGUAUGGAUGUCGACCGGACCGGCAUGCCGAUGCUGCUGGACUGGGCAAUCCGUGGCAGCAACGGCAGCUCCCCGUCUUGCGAUGAGGCGCCCAGCAUUUCCGGAUACGCCUGCGUCAGCGACAAGAGCGAGUGCAUCGACUCCAGCAACGGCCCCGGGUAUGUCUGCAGCUGCACCAAAGGCUACCAGGGCAGCCCGUACCUUGACAAAGGAUGCACAAGUGUCCAUUCAGCAGGUCGUCCUACAAUUGCCGUGGUGACGAUAACAUGCGUCCUUGUCGCUGUGUUGGCUUUGGUAGGAUUUUUCAUUUGGUUAUGGUGCCGACGUAGGACAAGAGUGGCGCAAGCGCAGCAACUAGAGUUCAUGGAUAGGCAACGGAGUCGGGAGCCCAGGACAGAAGUGAAUAGUGCAAGGAAAUUCACUUAUGCGCAAUUGGCCCAAGCAACAAAUGACUUUGCACAGAUAAAUAUGCUUGGAAGGGGCGGUUUCGGUGUUGUUUACAAAGGAAAAAUUUUGGGCAUGAAUGAGGAGGUAGCAAUAAAAAAAUGUAUAGAAGAUAUUCCAUCACCUCGACAAAGAAGGGAAUUCGAAAAGGAGAUUAAAAUUAUCAGCCCGCUGCACCAUAGGAACAUUCUACAUCUUGUAGGCUGGUGCGAAGAAGGCAAUAACUUACUGCUUGUCUAUGAAAUAAUGAACAACGGGAGCCUUGAGGACCAUCUUUACCCUAAGGUUGGUGCCUUAGGUGCACGAGUUUACGGUGCGCGGCACGAGCGUAUAUCAUACCAGCUAAGUUGGCCAAAAAGGCGCGACAUUCUAAUUGGAAUAACCUCGGGUCUUAACUACCUCCAUCAUGAAGCCAACAAAGUCACAUUGCACAGGGAUAUUAAGCCAGCUAAUGUAAUGCUGGACAAAGACUUCAAUGCCAAGUUGGUUGACUUUGGCCUGGUGACACAAGUCAACCAUACCGCAACCUCAUACUACACGUUGCACGUCUGUGGCAGUAAAGAUUACAUUGAUCCAGUAUAUUCUGAGACCGGCAAGGCAUGUUGGGAGUCUGAUGUGUAUAGCUUGGGGGUGUUGUUGCUCGAGAUGGUCUGCGGAGAAAAACCAACAAUCGUGGAUGAUGUCGAAAACAGCCUUAUCAUGAAAGUUGAGCGGUUUCGUGAUGCCAAUAACAUUCUUGAGGCAGCUGACAUGCGAUUGAGGGGUCCGUUUGACCAGGAGAUGAAAACUGUAUUGGAGUUGGGACUCAUGUGUGUCCACCAGAAUCGUAAAGAGCGUCCAAAUAUGGGAGUCAUAAAGCAAUCCUUGAUUAGUUUUCAACAAGCAACUACAUUACCUCCGGGAGCUAAUGAGAAUGCCCUCUCCACAUUACGGGCCAAUGAAGAUGCUGGAGUCGCUCCCCUCACAUUCGCAAGGCGGUGGGCUAGCAUGCCGUGAUGAAGCGGAUUGAUGUUCGAAGCUAUUUCUGUACUUAUGUCAAACCACUACUACAUGUCUCGACUUUUUGAUCCUGCCAUCACCAUGAAUCUAUGAUCGAUGCGGACACAUGUUUUUGUUCAAUAAAUAAACACACUGGUUCAGUGUAAUUAAAUUCGGAUAGAGUCAUUAUGCUUGUCCUUU
Molecule: messenger RNA, 3006 nt
Organism: Hordeum vulgare subsp. vulgare (domesticated barley)
Lineage: Eukaryota; Viridiplantae; Streptophyta; Magnoliopsida; Poales; Poaceae
Product: wall-associated receptor kinase 4-like
Exons: 9
Coding region: 223-2823 (866 amino acids)
Biological process (GO): protein phosphorylation
Molecular function (GO): polysaccharide binding; ATP binding; protein kinase activity
Source: RefSeq, a predicted model, not a curated record